Molecule: messenger RNA, 2297 nt
Organism: Acipenser ruthenus (sterlet)
Lineage: Eukaryota; Metazoa; Chordata; Actinopteri; Acipenseriformes; Acipenseridae
Product: leucine-rich repeat-containing protein 3-like
Exons: 3
Coding region: 1032-1790 (252 amino acids)
Cellular component (GO): voltage-gated potassium channel complex
Molecular function (GO): transmembrane transporter binding; voltage-gated potassium channel activity; potassium channel activator activity
Source: RefSeq, a predicted model, not a curated record
AUAACAAUAAGCGUACUGGAAAAAAAGAGCUGUCUCUGCAUUUUUUCAAUCGGGAUAGUGCUAAGCAUGUCCGUCACAAACGGCACUGCGCACAGACAACAUUCAGUUCAGAAGAGCCGCGUUUACUGAGAGAGCAGACAGACAGACAGACAGACAGACAGACAGACAGACAGACAGCAACACCACAAUCCGCUCGGAACCGAACCCCCGUCUCUCUCGCUUACAGGUUACGCAGGCACUCAAAGCAACAAACAAAAUAACGUGUUCGGGUCCAUUUAAACCCGAACACCCGGAGCGUCCCAUCUGUACAGCUGGCGGGACGCGGAGACAAAAAAAAAAUACAUCUGCCUAAAAAAUACACAGACGCGGCAAGCUCGUGUUUAUUAAAAGCAGAACAACGCAUUUUCUUUCGCGGUGGGAGUUAAUCUGAAGACGACGCGACGGAGAAGCGUUUUGAAGGAUUUAUUGGACCAAGUUGCGCCUGUUUCUUUGUAUUUUUUAAUUUUUUGAAGCCCCCUAGACUCCAGGUGUGGAUGGACUCGCCCUAAUGUGCGGCUCUUCAUAGAGCUGUUUUCACCCUGGCUGUACGGGAGCCGCUACCUGUCCGGUGCGCUGAGUUUCAUUGAAGGGGUUCAGCGAUAUUAAACCCAGGUUUGGGGGACACCCACAGCGCGAAGGUGUCGGUAAAGCAUAGACUCCGCAGAAAGUUGGCCACUUUUUAACCGUGUGCUUUUUUUAAUCGUCUUGUUUUUCUUUCGAGAUAAAUGCAUACGUACGUUUGCAAUCGCUUUGUUAACGUUUUAGUUUCCUAAUAGCAGACUGUACAACUGCAUUUAGUAUUAUUAUCGUGUUUGUUCUUUAAAUCUGGUCUCCCCCGUGGGCGCCUGUUGCAAGCAGUACACAGAGGAUAUAUCUUCGACAGAGGUGCAGCCCAGAUGUCAUUUCAUUCAGUAUCUGAGAUGUCCGCCGGUCAGUCUCGCCCCAUGGGGGCUGUCUCGUAGACCCCCGAGCCACGCGGCUAUGUUGAGGAGAUGACCAGCCGCCAGCGAGCGCUCCCGCUGCUGCUGCUGCUGCUGACGCUGUGCGGGCAGGGCUCCCUCUUGUGUCCGGCGGGCUGCCACUGCGCCUGGGACAGCGGGACAGUGAGCUGCACCAACGCCGGGCUGCAGGAGAUCCCAGCCUCCAUCCCGCGGGACACGGUCACGCUGCACCUGGACGGGAACCAGAUCAGCACCGUGCGGGACGGGGCGUUCAAAAACCUGCCGCGCCUGCGCGAACUCGACCUGUCCCGCAACCGGAUCGAGAGCCUCUCCCCGGGAGCCUUCAGGCACCUGAGCCCGGAGCUCAAGCUCCUGGACCUGUCUGACAACCAGCUGCAACUGGCCAGCAAGGAGGACCUGGGCCCCACGCGCGCCAAGACCCGCCUGCACCACAACCCCUGGCACUGCAGCUGCGCCCUGCAGGAGCUGAUCGAGACGGUGAACCUGGAUCCGGAGACGGUGAGCGGGAUCGUGUGCGAGAGCUCGGCGCAGGGGCCCCAGCACUCCGGCCAGCCCCUGGUCAAGCUGCUGGACGAAGGGGUGAACUUCUGCAGCCUCCAGCGCAAGACGACCGACGUGGCCAUGCUGGUGACAAUGCUGGGCUGGUUCUCCAUGGUCAUCGCGUACGUGGUCUACUACGUGCGGCAGAACCAGGCCGAGGCCAGGAGACACCUGGAGUACCUGAAGAGCCUGCCCAGCCCGCUCAAGGAAGCCAGCGUGGAGGCAGACACGCUCAGCACGGGCCUGUGAGCCGGGGAGCGGGGCACCCAGCUGGCUUCACUACUUGCUCAUUCUUGGUUGAUAUUUGUUGUUCGGGAUUUCCAAAACCAGCCAUUUACCAGUCCCCUAAGAAAAUCUAAAGCUGUGUUUUUUUCUGAUUGGUAUUUUAGGAAAACUGUUGAAUGUUCGAGGACUUAAGUAGGACUAGCAAAUAUGUUGCCGUUGUUUAAUUUACUGUCUGUGUAAGUUUAAUAUUUUUAAAAUUUUUUUAGGGGAAUUUGAUUUACUCAAUCGUGUAGCCUAAUCAGAUUAACAGGGCAGUGGAAUUAAGGUCUGCCGCUGGUAAGACUAUUAAAAUACCAGCCCAUUGCUAGCUCUGAAAGUAAUAAUAAAUGUGGAUUAUAGGAUGCGGUUGCUUAGCCCUGGGAUAAGAACUGAUUCGAUUCUGUAGGAUUCCCAGCAGCUAAUUUCAACAACCUUGAUUUCUGAAUUAUUUACGCUGUAAUAAAAUUUUUUUUUAAAAAAAGUGCUGGUUUG